AGAAUGAGAUCCGUUGACGUCUACGCCCCGGGCUCAGCAGUAAUGGCGGCUGUAGCGGGGACACCCCUAGUGUCUGGAUGUGUUUUACGCGCGGUGCGCGGUGGCGCCUGGGAACCCGGAAGUGUUUGAUUAGUAACUGCUGAUCUGCUUCUUCUCGAGCUCACAGUCACAUAGAUCAUCAGAGACCGGAGUUCCCGGCAGCCGGCGACGACUCCUGCAUGGCCCCUAUGGCUUGUGCUCACCCUCCUGCAACUUUUGCUAGAUCCGCAGUAUCCAGCAUGUCCAGGGUUCCAGACUAAGCGCAUACAAGGCAUGGCUAACAUCCACGUUCAAAUCAAGGUGGACGAUGAGGCCCUCUGCAAAGAUCUGGUGGAUGAAUUCACAGCUCCCGGGGACCAGAGGAGCAUGCUGGAGCGGAGCCGUGCCCUGGUGCACACUCUGUUCCCGGUGCUGUUUACAGUGCUGGGGUCUUUGGAGAACAUCCCCUGCAAGGACGGAGAAGAGACAAAAAGCCCCGGCCGGAUCUGGCUGCAGCUUAAGGGCAAAAGAGAUGCGGUGCACAAAGCCAAGGAGUAUGUUAAAGGCCUCUGUGAACCGGAGAUGGAGGAAAAGGAACCUUACCCCAAAGAGAUGCAUUGCAUCUUUGCUGGCGCCAAGAAUUUAUUCCUCAACCGUCUCAUUACGGACACUAGCGCCAACAUCUCUGUAUUGGAAAUUGGGAUCCUUAGCAUUAAAGGAGGAACAGAACCAGUUGUCAUGGCUCAGAGUCGCAUACAGCAGUUUGUCCGGCUUUUCCGAAGCAAUGAAAGCCUACCCCAUUACAGGGAAUCGGAGGUAAAACGGAGGUUUAAACUUCUUGUUGAAGUCCACGCUGAUUAUUAUACGAUGGAUUUAUUGCUACUACCCAGUGCCCUAAAGGAGGAGUUGUUGAGCCUUGUGUCAAAUGACAAUAGUUUGUCGGCACAGGACGAUCUGGAUUGUGAGAUAAUUAUGGUAAAUUCCAGGACUAAAGACCAACCGCAAAGCGAACAGGACUCUGAGCAGACCAGAAAAAACAGAUGGACCCCUGUGACCGAGCUGACAGAUCAGUUGGAUACAGUGUUUUCUUGUGUUCCGGAAACGAAGCCGAGCUCCUCGUGUGUUUUGCAAUCCCAGCCGGAUAGAUCGUCUACAAAAAGAAGAAGCUCGGAGAAUGAGGACAGGUGUCCGAAGAAACAGUUCUCAAUGGAAUGUAUACAGAUAGAUGGUCCUGUCAUCAAAAGUGCUGACAGUUCGGAUGUCCCGAUUAUUGACUUACUGUCUGAGUCCAUCAGCACGGAGGAUUCAGUAAUACUUCUAGAUGAUACAGACACUGUGAGUGCCGAAACGGAGUACAAAAUUCUUGUGAAUUUUUUUAAGACUAUGGGAUAUUCCCAAGCUGUGGUGGAAAAGGUCAUUUGCGAACUGGGACAAUCUGAGGAACCUUUGAAGCUUCUUGAAGAAAUAGAAAAAGCAAACAAAAAGUUGUGUGCUACCCUGGUCCAACCAGAGGACCACAGCACCGGGGUUCAUCAAAUGACUAAAAACCCCUCCGUACCCAAAGUAGAGUCUCAGCCACAGCAGGAGGUUACCAUAGAACCAAAUGUCAGUGCUGGGUUGUCCAACGUUGGACCUCUUUCAAAGCCGCCUUCAAGGAUGACCAAUCACUUGGGUAGCGUAGGAUUGACGUCUCAAAGACUGGAGGCUGAAAGGGCUGCAGAAAAUUAUAUUAGUUUUAUACCGAGAGGUACAUCGAGUCCUGUGAAGUGCGACCGUGUGAUCCCAGAAAAGCCAGGACCUUCUUACCUCCCUCUGACGGUUAAUCAUACAAAGCAGGCGCCUGUCACAUCCAUCACCCCAAGUCAUAUAGUGAACCCCACAAUCCCCGCACUGUGUGUGAGGCCGGUAACUCACGGGCCACCUGUAACUGGAGUACAAAUAUUUCUUCAUGCCAUAAAAACGCCGUACCACCUAGAGCUGAAGAAUGAGCCAGGAAGAGGAAAUCUGAAGCAUAUAAUUAUCGAUGGAAGCAAUGUUGCUAUGAGCCAUGGUUUGCAAAGGUUCUUCUCCUGUCGAGGGAUUGCAAUAGCCGUGGACUAUUUUUGGAAGAAAGGCCACAGAAAAAUUACAGUCUUUGUUCCACAGUGGCGGACCAGACGCGAUCCCAACAUCACAGAACAGUUCUUUCUACAGCAGCUUGAAGAGCUUGGCCUCUUGUCUUUUACCCCCGCCAGGACCAUACUGGGAUCCCGAAUUGCAUCGCACGAUGACAGAUUCCUCUUGCACUUGGCAGAGAAGACGGGAGGAAUAAUCGUCACGAAUGACAAUCUGCGGGAGUUUGUCGUUGAAUCACCAGUGUGGCUGCUAAUCAUUAAGGAAAGGCUAUUACAGUUCACUUUUGCUGGUGACAUUUUCAUGAUCCCAGAUGACCCAUUGGGAAGACACGGCCCAAAGCUGGACGAUUUCCUCUGCCAGCAACCCAUGAACAGAACUGCUCCCCUCACCCCCAAACCAGCAGACAGCGGAGUGUUUUUCCCAAGCCAUGAUGCCUCUCUUCCAAAGAUGGUGGCGGCCAACGUCAAUCACCUUCCCCCUAGAGUUUUCCCACCCAAAGAGACAAAACCCAGCUUCAGUUUGGCUGUGCAGAACAUGGUCCACCCCCAGGUCAUUACGACGCCGCCGCAAAGGAGCUACCAUGAGACACUAUCGCUCAAAGACUCCUUAUUGAAGAUUUUCCCUGAACAAAGGGAGAAGAUCAACCAGAUCUUGUCCGCACAUCCCUAUAUGAGGGACCUCAAUGCGUUGUCUGCAAUGGUCCUUGACUGACAGCGGUUACUGCCCUGUGAUCUUAUUUCAUAUCCUGGAUCUUUGAACAGUUCUGAUCUGACACCAGCGCUACACUACUGUUUUAUUAAAAUUUUAUUUUUCUUGUGUGUCCUUCCUGUCGCCGGUCUAAAGUGGAUCUGUCACUUCACACAGUGGAGGUGGCCAUAUUGGAUACUGAACCAGUAUUCGGUGGCUUAUUCCUGUGAUGUCACUGGCUCCUUGUGGAUUGAUUGGCUGCAUUCUGAAGAAGAUUGGUUCUGCCACCACACGAAGGCUGCCUACACUGUGUGGCAAGGGUGGGUCCAUUUUGAGUGCAAAUGUUUGUGCAUAAAUGUGGUCUGGGAGGGGAACCCUUUUGCUUAUAAGCAGCCAGUGCUAAAUCCAUGUCUCGUGAUGUAAGAAGUCCCCUUUAUCCUGGGCUAAUUUGACUUUACCUUGAAUGGUUUGUUUUUUUGUUCUAAAAUUGGCGAAAUAAUUUUUUAUUUUAUUUUUGUUUUAGCUCAGGGCUGGCCAAACCGGUCCUCGAGAUCUACCAACAGUACAUGUUUUACAGGCCUCCUGGAGACCUGUAGAACAGUCCGUUAGGAAUGAAUGCAGCACAUCUUAAUUGGUAAUGACUACACCUGUGCACUAGCCAGGUGGUCUGGAAAAUGUGAACUGUUGGUAGAUCUCGAGGACCGGUUUGGCCAGCUCUGUUUUAGCUGUUUCUGGGGGAUUUUUUAGGCAUUGUGCACAGGUGUUUUUGAGUCAUGAUUUUGUGAAAAAGAAACAAGUGUUGGUGGACACCAUCACAUCUAUAAUUUAGAUAUAAAAAAAAAAAAAAUACAAAUUAACAAUCCAAAGUAGUCCCAUCAAAAUGCGACUCAAGGGAUUUGCUAUAUAAAGCUAAAUAUAUCCUAUGGAUUAUCUUUUAUUUAAGAAAAAAAAAAAAUCAUUUAUUUUUUUACAGUUUCUGUUUAUUCCCCUACAAAUACACUGAAGUGUGCCUGAAAUUAAGGUUCAUGUUGGGGGACCGUAUUAUCAGAACCUCUAAAAAGGAACCUUAAUGUUGUUACCCGUACCAACCAAUCAGGUUCUUGCUGUCAUUUCUGUAGUAAAGUGUAGGAAAUGAUAAAGGUUACCUGAUUGGCUGCUACAGGCCACAGCUCUUCUUUUCCUUUUUAUAAGUUAUAGCAAAUGUAACUUCAGCCCAGACCAUUAUUAACGCUUCAUCAAUAUACAUUUUACGUAAUAAAAGUACUUUUCUCACAAGUGCAGAAUAAAUUGAGGAAAAUAAUGUUGAAGUUUAGAACAUAUGAGGCUCAUUAUUUAUUCAACAGUCAAAGCGUUUCGUUGCUCCAUCCUGAGAGUUCCGUAACGCCAGCGCUUGAGGAUCUUGUUUACAUAUAGGUCAAUAUGAGACCUUCUACACUACUAGUUUAUUACUGACCUUCCCACAACCUGGCUGUGCGAGGGGUAAUGUGGUGCCAAUAGUGUUCAUCAGUACAUGUCUGUACUGUGCUGUUUUCAUAUAUUUUACUGGGCUGAAGAUUUAGAACAUUGUUCAGUUUUAAGUUAUGUAAUGUUAUGAGCGGGUAAAUAAGAAAAGGUAUUUUCAAUAAACCGUGUGUGUUAGAAAAA
Pseudophryne corroboree (corroboree frog) is the source of this 4464-nucleotide messenger RNA. It is a transcript of the gene N4BP1, whose product is annotated as NEDD4 binding protein 1. The record is from RefSeq and is a predicted model, not a curated record. NCBI's taxonomy places the organism in Eukaryota, Metazoa, Chordata, Amphibia, Anura, Myobatrachidae. Gene Ontology annotation, cellular component: nucleus; PML body. The transcript has 9 exons. Gene Ontology annotation, molecular function: RNA binding. The coding region runs from base 313 to 2844 and encodes 843 amino acids. Gene Ontology annotation, biological process: negative regulation of protein ubiquitination; negative regulation of proteasomal ubiquitin-dependent protein catabolic process.